Uloborus diversus is the source of this 2298-nucleotide messenger RNA. RefSeq names its product palmitoyltransferase ZDHHC16-like. The coding region runs from base 613 to 1776 and encodes 387 amino acids. Gene Ontology annotation, molecular function: palmitoyltransferase activity. The transcript has 9 exons. NCBI's taxonomy places the organism in Eukaryota, Metazoa, Arthropoda, Arachnida, Araneae, Uloboridae. The record is from RefSeq and is a predicted model, not a curated record. Gene Ontology annotation, cellular component: Golgi apparatus. Gene Ontology annotation, biological process: protein palmitoylation.
GAUGAUGGGCCCGGUCGCCGAAUGAAAAGUGAGAUUCUUGUGAACAUUUUGUUUUAUGUAUAACUUUUACAAUGUACUGAAGAAUGCAAUCUCCCAUGGUAACUUUUGAGAGGAAAUUAUCACUAACAGAAGAAACUACUCCCUGUCUAUUCCUGUGUCGAAUUUAAAGAGGGGCAGAGCUAUAGGAUAUUAUUCCUACUAGAGCUUCAGCUAUACUAUUUCAUUUCAAGUUUUUUCCUUGAUAGUUAUAUAUUUUGAAACACAAUGUAUUUUAUUCUCUCUCUAACUCUAUUAUUCUUGUUACCUUGAUCCAUUCUGAGCAAAGACCAUAAUUUCCUGUUACAAAACUAUAAAAUGAAAGAAGACACAUUAACUCUAGGAAAUAGAUCUAGCUGUUGCUUUUUCAAAUACUCUUUCAUAUUUCCAAAUGUAGAAGAGUUAAUAUUUAUAUAAAAUAAAUCAUCACAAAUUUUCAUUGUGUGCAAUGAAACUCAUUUAAUGCAAAAUUCCUUUUUAUCUCAAGAUGGUUGAAACUAAAGCUGUGAAAAAUCCUGAAAGAAAUGCAUUUUUAUAAAAUGAUUAUUUUUGGAGAAAUUUACAAUAAUCGUAGAUAUGCCUCCCUUGACUUGGAAAAUUCCAUCCUGCAUAAAGUAUCUUUUUGACAAGGUUUAUUUCAAAUAUUUUCUGCUGAAAAUUUGUCUCAUUUCAUUAUUUUACAAUGAUUUUGCUGAUCGAUACUAUGUUGGAGACACUUGUAUGGAACCAAUGUUUUGGUUUGUGGAUCAUUUCACUAAAAUUUUGGGACCUAUUUGUGUUGCUGCUGUCAUUAUUCUGACUUCUUCUAUAAUAAUUAUUGCAUAUGCAGUUGGACUACCAUUUUAUUUGAAACAAGACACAUAUAUUUUAACAUUAGCAUUAGUCGUUGGACACUGGAUUCUACUGAAUGUGGUGUUUUAUUAUUAUAUGGCUUUUGUUACUGGACCUGGAUUUCCACCUCAAGGUGCUAUGAUUACUGAAGCUGUUUCUAUCUGUAAAAGAUGCAUUGCUCCAAAGCCCCCUAGAACCCAUCACUGCAUUGUUUGUAAUCGCUGCAUACUAAAAAUGGAUCACCACUGCCCAUGGUUAAAUAAUUGUGUUGGACAUUUUAAUCAUAGAUACUUUUUUAUGUUUGGGGCAUAUUCUUGGAUUGGAAUCGUAUUUAUAAUGAUAUUUGGUGCACCAAUUGCAUAUGAACAUUUCUUUGGAAACUUUGAGCAGAUUGGAUUUUCGCCAUUGUUGGUUAACUUUGUGAAAGAAUUGGCAAAGAAAAUUAUCUUCAAAACACACCUUUUGCAGUUGGACCAGACCCAUGCACAUAAUAUAUCAACAAAUGCUACGGAUUUGAACUCCAAAUUUCCUCAAACGUUAUAUCAUAGCUGCAUUGUUUAUGCUGCUCUCUUGGCUAUUGCUGUGUUUUUUGUUCUUGGAGGACUACUGGCUUGGCAUGCUCGCCUCAUUUCCAAUGGUGAAACUAGCAUUGAAAGCCAUAUCAAUAAAAAAGAGCGUGAAAGGUACUCAAAAGCAGGUCUGGUUUAUAGAAAUCCUUAUAACUUUGGCGCCAUGAAAAAUUGGAAAAUAUUUUUGAGCAUUCCUUAUCACAGAUCAUGGUGGCGAAUUAUACUUCCAUAUUGUGAUGAACCCUACGGAGAUGGUGUACAGUGGAAUUUCUUAAGUGAAUUGGACUAUGUUGGUAAUGGAAAAGAAAUCUCAAAGACUUGUUUUGUGAAAAUUUCAUAAAAAAUGUGUUGUUAUAUGCAUCAAUUUCAUUACAUAUUUAUCUUUACAAUGUUCCAAACAUGCCAAAAAAAAGUCACCAAUCUUGUGCAUUUAAGUGAUAUCAUUCAUUGAAAUGUUCUGUGUGUGUGCAUCCUUUUAUUGCAUUUCACUUGGUUUUCCAGCUUACAAUCAGAGGUGAGAGUUUGCCGUCUUUUGACAGACUUCCGUUUUUUAAGAAAAACUUUGAAACUUAGUGAAACAAAACAAAAUAAAAGUUGAAAUAUAAUAACUAAUCAGUAAAUGAGUAAAGUCUGGAGAAAUUCCAAACAAAUUAGCUACUUUAUUUAAUUCGUAUUAUAUACUCAUAUUAAGGAGAAAAAGACGGCUCAUUACCUAAUGAUGAAAAUACAGGGUGACGAGAAAUUACUUGGACACACAUAAUACAGAAUAACUUGAAUACUAAUGAAAAGCAUUAAAGUUAACAACCAAACUUCAAAAUGAAUAUGAAUACAUUUUUUCGUCUAAUAUAUUUAUAAAUUUUCA